AUGAUGAUGAUGCGCCGUGUGAUGUGUGUGUUGGCCGUUGUGCUGUGCUGCGCCUGUGGAUGUGCCAUGGCGGCUGCUGCUGUUGCUAGUGGUUCUUCUUCUGAUGGAGAGGUGGCCCAUGAGGAUCUAGAUUCUUCUUGGAAUGCUGGGGUGAAAUAUGACGAGUUGGUGAAGGCUGCUGGUGAUGUAAGUUGGGGACAGUUGGGUACUGGUAUGAGCGAAGAAGGUAAAAAAAUAGAAAAGUAUUACAAGUGUAAGAACGCCACUGAUCAUAAAGUUCCGGACAUCAACUGUUCGAUUUGGAAAGAAUUUAGGACGGAGGCUACCAGUAAACCAGGUUCCAGUGUCGUUCCUGAACAACAAGCACCACAGCAAAUGCGACAAGAAACAGGGGAACAAGGUGCGGAUCUUACUGCAGGUGGUAUUCAAGCCAAUGGUGUUGUUGGUGAUGUGGGUCGUGAAGGGGCUAAUCGUCGGACAGAGGUUUCAGCAGAAAGUACACCAGAAGGUGCAGUGCACUCUUCAACAAUAGAUCAACAAAAUAACAAGGGUCCAUUGAGUGAUCCUGCUCAAGACAAUGGUAGGAAUACUGGGAGUUUACCAGAUGGAAGUGAGGCUGCAGGGAGGACCUCUUCUUCACAAGGUGCUACGAUUAAUGAUUCUUCGAGCAUAGAAAAUCAAGUAACAGAAGGGAAUACAUCGACAACUGUUAAUGCUACACUUGUUGUCUCAACUGACUCUCCGGACAGCACCAACCAAUCUCAAGUUUCAGAUACGACUGCAACUAAUUCUAUUUCUGGCGCAGACUCACACGAAACCAAUUCCACUACUGCGCCGAGCACCGAGAACACUACCACAGAAGCACCAACCACCACUCCAUCUCCUGUACCCAACGCAGAAAUCAACAACAUCGCUUCCACCGUACAGAACAAGGCUAAUGUUGUUGACAGCAGUAUCAGUCCUGUGUGGAUGGGCACUGCAGCACCGCUACUGAUUGUGGUUGUGUUGGUCUCCGUUGCCGUGUACUGA
Messenger RNA from Trypanosoma theileri, 1029 nucleotides. RefSeq lists its product as uncharacterized. NCBI's taxonomy places the organism in Eukaryota, Euglenozoa, Kinetoplastea, Trypanosomatida, Trypanosomatidae. Bases 1 to 1029 code for a protein of 342 amino acids. The transcript has a single exon. The record is from RefSeq and is a predicted model, not a curated record.